AUGAGGUUCACAACCCUUUCGCGCAUAUCUGCGCGCCCAUCUCCGCAUCCUCCGCAUCUCCAUCUCCGACCACGACAUCUCCAACUGCAGACAAAGCUAUUCCCCCGCCACUCCUCCUCCUCGCACAAGCUUCCCAACAUCCCCAUUUUCCAAGCAAUCAAGGAUCAUGACCCCAACAGUCUAGCUGUAAUCCACAGCCUCAGCCGUCGCACUUUCACCUACGGAAAUCUGAUCGGCGAUGUCCUCCGCGCCCGCGAAGAUCUGCGCCGCAAAGCCGGGCCCAAUCUGGCCGGCGAGCGCAUCGGCUUUUUGGCUGAGAAUAGCUAUGCUUAUGUUGGUAUGUUUAUUCUCGCAGUACCUUACUGGUCUGCACGCACUGCACGCACUGCACUGCACUGCCAUGCCCUACUCUAUGCCCUCACUCUACUAACACUCGCAGUGACAAUGCUAUCAAUCUUCGCCAGCAAUGCAAUCGCCCUCCCACUAUCCCCCGCAUUCCCAACCAGUGAACUGCAAUAUAUAAUGGACAAUUCCUCCGCAAAAGUCCUCCUCGCCACGGAAAAAUAUGCCGAGAAAGCAGACCAAGUGGUUGUCUUGGGAUUAGCGCGCGAGCCAGUCUUUGAUAUUCGCUCCAAGUUGACUACCGGCGCUGAUCCGACUGAAUCAGCCAAGCUGGAAUUGGAGCCGGAGUCUGAGUCCGAUAAAUUGGACCCGACUAUUUCUGGGAUGAUGCUGUAUACUUCUGGGACUACGAAUCGGCCGAAAGGCGUCCUAAUCCCCGAAUCCGCCCUCGCCGCCCAAGCACGAUCACUCCUCCAAGCCUGGGAAUACACACCACAGGACCGCCUCCUCCACCUCCUCCCACUCCACCACAUCCACGGCGUCGUAAACGCAAUAAUAACACCCGUCUUCGCCGGCUCAUCCAUCGAAUUAAUGUACCCCUUCAACACAGACGCCGUCUGGAAACGACUAGCAGAGCCAUUCCUGCAACCCAGUAGCAGCGGCGGCAGCAACACUCCCACCGCAUCAAAAAUCACCUUCCUAACCGCCGUGCCAACAGUCUACAACCGCCUAAUGACCUCCUACCCAACUCAACCAGCCACCAUCCAAAAAGCAGGCCAAGAAGCCAUUUCCCCACAAACCUCCGCCUCAACAUCUCCGGCUCCGCAGCCCUCCCCACACCAACGAAAAGGAAACGUCCUCCUCGAACGUUUCGGAAUGACAGAAGUCGGGAUGGCGCUUAGUUGCGGCCUUAGCAAGAAUGAUCGUGUCGAUGGGAGUGUGGGGUGGGCUUUACCGGGUGUGGAGGCGAGGCUUGUUGAUACGGAGACUAAUGAGGUUAUUCCGGAUGGGGUGGAGGUUGAUGAUUGUGGCAGACCUGUUGAGGGGGAGAUUCAGUUACGGGGCGAGACGGUUUUUCAUUCUUAUUGGGGAAAUGAGAGUGCUACGAGGGAGAGUUUUGUUGAGGACGGGCCGGGGUCAGGGCAAGGUAAGCCCUGGUUUAAGACUGGGGAUGUUGCUAGUCGGAGACUUGUUGAUGGUGCGGGCAAGGGGGAGAGUGGUGAAUGGGCAAAGGGUCCGAUGUAUUUCAUUUCCGGACGGAAGAGCGUGGAUAUAAUUAAAUGUGGCGGGGAGAAGAUUAGUGCUCUUGAGGUGGAGAGGGAGUUACUUUCUCUACCCCAAAUCACCGAAGCAGCCGUCGUCGGCCUUGCGCACGAACAAUGGGGUCAGAAGAUCGCCGCCGUGGUGGUGUUACACCCAGACGCAGCGAGUAGUGGGCGAAAUGGAAAGUCCUGGGGCCCCAUGGAUAUGCGGAGGGCGUUGAAGGAUCGGUUGGCUGGAUAUAAAAUUCCACAGGAGAUGAAGGUUUUGGAGAGUAUUCCCCGCAAUGCGAUGGGGAAGGUGAAUAAGAAGGCUUUGAUUAAGGAGGUUUUUGGGUGA
Molecule: messenger RNA, 1941 nt
Organism: Penicillium cosmopolitanum
Lineage: Eukaryota; Fungi; Ascomycota; Eurotiomycetes; Eurotiales; Aspergillaceae
Exons: 4
Coding region: 1-1941 (646 amino acids)
Biological process (GO): fatty acid metabolic process
Molecular function (GO): medium-chain fatty acid-CoA ligase activity
Source: RefSeq, a predicted model, not a curated record